AAAGUGCUGACUUCCGUGCUGAAUACAAUGUAGCUUAUGACAUCCAAGCUCUUCUGGACCAAAGUGGCAUGCCCUAUGAAAUUCUAAUUGAUGAUCUGCAGGUGGCCAUGGAAAAGCAGCUCAGUAGCAACAUCCGUUCUGCCCAUAGCUACGAGAAGUACAAUGAUCUUGAGACGAUUUAUGCCUGGUCUGCUAAUAUUGCCGCUCAGAACCCGGACCUCGUCUCUCGCUCACAGAUCGGAACGUCAUAUGAAGGUCGUCCUAUUUACUUGCUUAAGGUUGGAAAGGCUGGGGCUAACAAACAUGCUAUAUUUAUUGAUUGUGGAUUCCAUGCAAGAGAAUGGGUCUCGCCUGCAUUCUGCCAGUGGUUUGUGAAUGAGGCUAUUAAUUCUUAUGGCUCCGAUGCUCAAUUUACCAAUCUCCUCAACAAACUGGAUUUCUAUAUUCUACCAGUCCUAAAUGUUGAUGGCUACGUGUACACCUGGACUACCGACCGUAUGUGGAGAAAGACCCGUUCUCCUAAUAAGAAUUCCAAAUGCACUGGCACUGAUCCCAACAGAAAUUUUGAUGCAGGAUGGUGCACUGCUGGAGCAACGUCAAGUCCUUGCAGUGAGAUUUAUUGUGGCAACGUUCCUGAGUCAGAGAGUGAGACUAAAGCGUUGGGUGAUUUCAUCCGCAGUAACCUCUCUUCCAUCAAAGCCUACCUGACCAUUCACUCCUAUUCCCAGAUGUUGCUUUUCCCCUACUCCUACAAGCAUGCUCUAGCAAAGGAUCAUGAUGAGCUGUACUCACUCUCAGAAGGAGCGGUUAAUGCACUGUCUUCUUUGUAUGGAACCAUUUACACUUAUGGACCAGGGGGGAAAACCAUCUACCUUGCAUCUGGAGGCUCCGAUGACUGGGCUUAUGAUAUGGGUAUUAAAUACUCCUUUACAUUUGAGCUACGUGAUACUGGAAAAUAUGGCUUUGUACUGCCUGAGUCUGAGAUUAAGGAAACAUGUGAAGAAACUACAUUGGCCGUCAAAUACAUUGCCAAUCAUGUCCUGAAUAAUGCUUAA
Messenger RNA from Pseudophryne corroboree (corroboree frog), 1055 nucleotides. RefSeq names its product carboxypeptidase B-like. The coding region runs from base 69 to 1055 and encodes 328 amino acids. Gene Ontology annotation, molecular function: zinc ion binding; metallocarboxypeptidase activity. The record is from RefSeq and is a predicted model, not a curated record. Lineage: Eukaryota; Metazoa; Chordata; Amphibia; Anura; Myobatrachidae. The transcript is spliced from 9 exons. Gene Ontology annotation, biological process: proteolysis.